AAUCUUAUCAGAAACAAAAUUAUCGUGUAAACAACGAUUCUAAUCGCCACAGUUUGAUCCAGGCUGUCGUGAUACUGAGCCACACUGCCUGGCAUAGAGUUAAGAUGAGUAUACUGCUAGCACCCUCACACAAUGGAGACAACUCAAAAACCAAUGAUUUGGUGUAUAUAGAACAUCCUGAUCAACUCAUGUCACAUCCAGAACUGAUAGAGAAGCUUCCAAAGGAGUACCUGCUUAAGCUGUCACCAUACCAGUUGGAGCAGUUUUGGGAGUGCCUGUCGAAUAAGCUGAAGGAAGAUAGUGAUUUGCAAGAAAGGCGACCUUGUUACGAGCAUUACAACAGACCAGAGGAUGAAAUUCAUAUAGAUGGUCCUGCCCCUCCGAAAUAUAGGUGUUACGUAUGCCAAGCAAACAAAAAAGUGUAUGAUACAUAG
Molecule: messenger RNA, 434 nt
Organism: Acanthoscelides obtectus
Lineage: Eukaryota; Metazoa; Arthropoda; Insecta; Coleoptera; Chrysomelidae
Source: the annotation of a GenBank genome assembly